GUGACAUUUGGGCAGUUUUGGUGAUGCGCAAGCGGCAAGCCUGCGCUAACUGUCUCUACCUCAACCAUGCUUAACGUCGCCCUAAGAUUGGCUCCACCAGGACGGCAGAGCAGUACAUCAUUCCAAGCAUGUUGUGCAUUGUGCAAGAGUGCGCAUGACAGAGUGAUGUGUGACCUCCAUCUCGGAUCCUUGUUUUGAAAUGACCGUCUCCUCCCGGCCUUUUGAACAUAUGGGGCUGCUUAUUCCAAUGUGACGAAAUCCUUUCCUAUAUAUUACGUUGUAUGUCAAUAUUUUCUGUUCACCAGUUCUCUGCGGUCGCCCCCUACUCACUCUGUAUCAAAAGCGGCAGAGAGUAGCAUACAAUCUGCCUGUUAUUCAAUUUCUAAUAUGUCAAUCCUCACAAUCCCGAAGCUUGCAAAGGAGCUCUUCUUGGAACCCAUCAUGAUAUCGAUGAACAGCUUGGCCCUGUCUUCUCUCAUGUCUUAUGCCAUGUCUGCCGAUGGAAAUAUCGAUUGGAGAUCGAUAACCAUCUGCGUGACAGCGGACAUCCUUGCGAUGGGGGGUGAUCAUCUGAAGGAUAGAGAGGAAGAAUUCUCGUCUGACCGCAAUAACGAAACCAACCCACGUUGGUUUGUAUAUGCACGAACCUUCCUCAACGCCAAUGCUGUGCUCCUUGCACUGGCACUAUCUCUAUGUCCACUUUUGACCCUCCUCACCACAGCAGCCUUCUUAGCCCCGGCCUUGCUCUGGAACACUCCAAUCAGCUUCCAGAAGUUUGGGCUGAUUUCGAGGCGCCUCUUCGGGAGGUUUGUUAAAGACAGUCACCAGCCUUCUACAUCUGCGCCUAUUCUGAUUAUCAAACGCAUUCCUGGCAUGAAAGCCAUAUUUUGUGGUAUCAUUCGAGGAUGUGGCAUCUACACUGUUGUCCUCACCGUAUUGUCGGGAUCAGGAAAUCUGGCUGACACGCUACUGUUUCCAUGGAGUACUGCCCAACUGAUAGUCUGGCCGACGGUCAACUGCGCAUGCCAGGCAGCUAUGAAUGAUGUUCGUGAUUUUGAAGAUGAUCUGAAGGCAGGAGUCCCCACCAUACCCGUCCUUCUUGGAUCCGCCCGCAAGGCGAAGGUCGUGUUAAUGGCUUGUCAUGUGCUUGUUAUGUUGGCCUUCAUCGAAAAUCUAUACAUUAUGGGAAGCUGCUUAUUAGCCACAGCUCUGGUAUGGAUGCUUGACAAGCACUCGCCGAGAAUGGCGUAUGUGUUGAGUUCUCAAUCGCAGUCCUUGGUCAUUUUUUUGUACUUGUUGACGAGGGAUACUUAGCCUUUCGCGUGUCAAUGCCGCGUCCAGUUGAGCGGUUGCGCUAUUCGCUUUCUUUACUCUCUGCCACGACGUCGAAUUCGUCGUUCGUCACACUCCUCGCUCGCUCGCUCGUUCUGUCUGUCUUUACACCAGCCCACCACACUCUUUAUUCUUUGUCGUAUCAUAGUUAUCAGCUAGUACUUCGUUAUUCAAGUGUUCCUACAGCUUGCUGCAUCAGAUUAUAAUUGCCUGCCCGAAGAGUCAUAUAGCAUGGUCGAAUUCGUAAGCUUGUGUUACAAGCUGUGUUAGAAGAUUAUAGGGCAAAGUGCUUCACCUGUAUC
Messenger RNA from Suillus clintonianus, 1634 nucleotides. RefSeq lists its product as uncharacterized. The record is from RefSeq and is a predicted model, not a curated record. Bases 388 to 1314 code for a protein of 308 amino acids. Gene Ontology annotation, molecular function: transferase activity, transferring alkyl or aryl (other than methyl) groups. The transcript has 5 exons. Gene Ontology annotation, cellular component: membrane. NCBI's taxonomy places the organism in Eukaryota, Fungi, Basidiomycota, Agaricomycetes, Boletales, Suillaceae.